AUGGACCUACCAGACGAUGAAGAUGGCUUCGAUAGCGAGCUCAGCUGGGAUCCCUCUGCCCGCCGCAGUCGAAGACGUCUGUUGGGACGGCGGCGGCUGAACCGGAACAAUGAAGACCGUAGCAAGGCAACGACCGUCCUGGAUCCAGUGAUCGACUUCAAGGAAGCGGAAGACAGAGCUGAACCACAGCCGGUCGCUCGCUCCGAUCAGGAUCUGCCAACGGUUUCUCUUCCUUGCAGGGUUGCCCUUGUCAACAUCAGCGGUUUGAAUGGACUGGAAGCUGGUUUCGACCAUUAUACUCUCGCUCAUCUUACAUCCGUAGAAGCCUUCAGAAAGACAGUCGCCACGGCUCUCGACAUCGACAAGAUAAGCUUUAGGUUUCGGGAUGACAAGAUUUUGGGUGAAACGGCCACCAACAACGCGAUAAGGAGCCUGGCAGUUGAAUUAUUGGAUCAUGUGACGCGGUCACAGACCGAAGAUACAGUGGUUAUAUUUGUAGCUCGUGACUUGGGUGGUUCGGUGCUAAAGCAGAGAACAGCUCUUCUGUCCACUGCUUUGGACGGCCCUUGGCUUCCACAGCAACUCCAACACCUAUCCGCUUUUCACGAAGAUUUGACGGUAAAAUUCAGGGCCCUUCUCGAGACGAUCGAUGUCGAGCUCCUCAGCAUUUACCAGGAGCCGCCAGGGCAGGCCACAUACGAACUGCUUGUCCCGGAAGCUGCUGCCACGCUGAGCCAGCCGAGAGAAGUACGAAUUGGUCUCCACAGGUCUCACCAGUCGUUGGCGGAAUUCCAUGAUCUCGCCACGCAGACGGCUUUUGCGAACAAAGUUCAGGACGUCCGAAGCAAGCGGCAACCCGAGUAUCAGUUGUUGAUCAAGCUCCUUUCAAACCAUGGGCUCAGCAUACCAGUCCGCCACUACAACUAUUCGAGACCGGUAUUUAGAAAUUUGUGCGACUGGCUGCUUCCGGACGGUGCUUUUGCGCCUUGGAUGGACACCAAAUCAUCUCUCGAGUCACUCCCUGAGGAUCCCGUGGAGCGUGCAGGGAUGCUCAUUGCAAAGAAUCUCCUGGUCCUUGAGGUGGGCGGAGCUAUCAAUGACACCGCAAUCCUCGCUGGCUCGCUUGUCGCCUCGAUCAGAAGCAAGAGAGCAUUGGCAGUCGAUCAUUUCAUCACUCUGGCGCACCACCAUCCCCAGGUCCUAACUCUGACCAAACCCCAGUUAAUGGCCUCUUUGUGUCACCAGAUUCUUAUCCACAGCCCGCGUCUCCUUAGCCUGGUCCGGCAAUGGCUUAAACCUGCCCGAGAGGCCCUCCAGAGCCACAAUUCCCACUGGAAGGAGGCCGUGUUGUGGCAAAUUCUUAAGACACUGUUCAGCAGCAAAUCUCUGCGCCACGACUGCAUCAUAGUCCACGAGCCGCCGGAUGUGAAGUUCUCUUGGCCCUUUCUGGACCUGCUUACCGACAUAGGUAGUUUGCUAGAGUCAACUGAGAUUCAUUGCAAGAUCCUGGUGGUCCGGGCCACUCCCUCCAGUAACGGCCUGCCCCAACGGUGGCCGGUACUACAAAAAGUCAUCAGCCACGGCGACCAAGGUGCUAGAGCGGCCCUCGAGAUGGACUUUACCGAGGAGUCGCGCAUACAUUCGCAUAGCGGCCCGGAUCCGACUACACGGCGGGAGAAGGCGCUCAGCGUUCUUCUCCGAGACGGAGUUGAGCUUGACAAGGCCCGAAUAGUUGCGCACUUGAUAGCGAAACAUACGUUGUUACCACUAGAGCUACUCGAGAAGACGUCGUUAGGUUGGGAGACAGAUGAUGGGUUGGCCUCUCUGAUCUCCGACCUGAUACCAAAAACGUUCAAGGCUUGGGUGGGCACUGGACUCUUAUGGAUGACCCACGCUGCGAGACCCUUGACCCGGAUCGAGUUGGAAGCCGCGCUCGGCCUUGGGUUCGAUUCUUGCCGUACCCCAACCGUAACACCACCACCCUUGGGUUUCGUGGACAUAUUUGCGGAUUGCUUAUGUGGCCUUUUGGAAAUUGACGCUACCGGUGUUGUCUUCUCUAUGUACCCUUCCAUCUGUCGACGUGUUCUCACCCACAUAAAGCUGGGCCAGGAUGAACCCAAGCUCUUGCUAGAAGUACAGCCAAAUAUGGGGGGUUCCGAUGAGCAGGCCGAGCUUGCUCUGCAUUGUCUCCGUUACCUCAGCCGGGAUGAUGGCUCGAUGGAGCAGCCCACGGCGCCGCUACGUCGAUACGCCGUAGAACAUUGGCUCUCCCACCUCAACUUAUCUGGAGACGCCACUGUCCUCGCUUCUGUCAUGGCCGGCUUCGUCCUGUCAGAUCAGGAUCGGACCAGCCGAUGGAUACAGCAGCGGGCUUUCUACUGGGCGUACUACGAUGCAGACGCGCGGCGAGAGCCGGAAGCUUCAAAUCACGCACCCCCAAGCCUACAAGACUUGGUUAGCGAGUUUCCUUACCAGAGACCUAACGGCCUAAGGGGAAUAAUGGAAAUAAUCGACCUCGCAUUUGAGGCUAGCGCGCUUCGAACAGCCCAGGACCGGCAGAUGUGGCAUGCCCUAGCGCUGGCUGCAGCCCAGACAGGGAAGUUACAUGCACUCCGCAUACUCGAUGGGAGAGGGCACUUGGACGAGGACGAUAUUCUCAAUGCCAUAUCCGAGACAGGGUCCCGAGAUGCAUUGCUUGGUCUUGCGCAAAACAAGCCCACCUGGAGGCUCCAGCACGAGUUUGGCCACUCCUUCAACAACUACGAACCGCCUAUGAUCCACGACCUGGCUGCGAACGGGCAAACUGUCCCCUCAGACCGCUUGUGGGAGGGGCUCAAGUCCGGGCUUGAAUACGAGUCCCCCGCGGGGCAAAGGGUCCUGCAUGUGGCAGCUAGCUCUGGCCAUGUCUAUCUGUUAGCCAAGCUCUUGAUGGGAAUAUCGAAGUCUGCGCUUCGGAUUAACCACCAGGACGCGUUAGGCUUGACCGCGUUACAUUUGGGAGCAGCGAGAGGUCACGUUGCUGCCGUGGAACGGCUACUUGUUGCCGGCGCCCAAGUUGACCCCCUUGACAAGGCUGGGCAGACUCCCCUACACAUGGCGAGUACCGGCGGUUACGUCGAGACGGUUCGGGCCCUACUUGGACGCGGCGCAUCCAUAGGCUUGAAAGACGACGAGGGGAAGACGCCGCUCCAUCUAGCCUUGGAAGACGGUGACCUUGACGUGUCGAUCGUUCUUCUUGACAAGCUAGUAUCAUGCACGGAACAACGGAGUUCCGUUGAUCUCGACGUCGCCGCCAAGGAAAGCCUUACGCCGCUGACACUGGCUGUGAGGAAUAGCCUGCUCCCAGCAGUGAGGAGCCUACUCCGUCUCGGAGCGGACGUCAACACGGCCAAUACCAGCCAGGAUAACAUAACUCCGCUACACGCGGCGGUUAAGCAUGGCUCGUACGAAGUCGUAGAGGAACUAUUAGGAGCCGAGGGCAUCGAUGUCAACGCCCGCGCUGACCAAAAUAUAACACCUCUUCACUUGGCGGCCGAGCUGGACCGUCCCCGCGUGAUGCGGAGCUUGUUGGACAAGGGCGCAGACACCAGUGUUCAGGAUAGGCGCGGACUAACGCCCCUUUCGGUUGCAUGUCUCUCGGGCAAUGUCUCUGUCGUGAAGAUGCUGCUUCCGUCUGUCCCUCGCGGCCAGCUCGGGCUCCCUUAUUAUUGGGCUUCAAGGUCGGGCAACGAAGAGCUAUUAAGCCUCGUUUUGGAUGCGGGCGUCGACAAGAAUUCAAAGUGGAGUAUUCACGGCGCAAUACAUCGUGUGUCCUUCUGCUUGGAGCCCAGGCUCCUGAGGCUACUCCUUGUCCGGCGCGUGGACCUAGAGCUGCGCGACAGCAACGGGGCGACUGCAUUGAUGCGCGCUGUCGAUCAAGAUGCGCGUGAGUGUGUCAAGCUUCUGGUCGACGCGGGCGCGAGUGUAUCUUCGGAGGAUGAGAAAGGUCACACAGCUUGGUUCCGCGCGGCAUCCAUGAACCGUCUAGAGUGCCUUCGGAUAUUGCUCCGUUCGUGCCAUAGUAUGGAGUUCAAGGUACCAACCGGCAAGUCGGACAGCUAUGAAACAGUAGUGGAUAUGGCUCUGGCUGAGUUUAAACCCGAGAUCUUUCGGAUGCUGGUUGACCACCUCUCAACCCUGUCGGCGCAGUUCUCGCUAUCACCAAGUCCAGACAUGGUGGUGCGGUUGGUGUCGCAAGACUGCAAUGUGGAAAAUAUCCGGACCCUACUCGAAAAGGCCACUCACUGGGACCCCAACGAAGAGGUGGGCCGCCGCGGGACGAUGCUUCAUCAUGCCGCGUAUUUCGGAAGACUCCAUCUAACAGAAGUUCUCAUACAAUCCGAUCGCGUGGACGUGAACAAGCGCAACGACAUGUAUGGUACACCCUUGGAAACCGCCGUUUGCGAGCCAGACAGCCCUUCCUGCAUAGAGAUUGUGAAGAAACUUCUGGGCAAGGGGGCCCUCACCUCCAUCGGAAGUUCUUACUUCGGCUCGCCUCUACACGCAGCCGCGGCCACGCCCAAGUACGUGUGGAUGGACGAAGUAGAGGACCGGUACCUUACUAUGGCGCGGUGUAUUCUGCUGCGUGAUCCGUCGGCAAUCAACCUAACGGCCGGUUACUUUGGGACGCCUUUGGCUGCGGCGUUGGGUCGCGGAACGGAAGCCAUGAUCGCCGAGCUUCUACAAUACUCACCAAACCUCGUCGUUCCAGCAGGUAUUGUUGGUACAGUUCUCCAUGCUCUCGCAGGGAGGAAGGAACCAGUCGGAGGCCUGGUUCCCACCUUGAAGAUGUUGUUGGACCGGGCAGCCCCGGCGGUCACGCCCGCAACACCAGACGCGGCCGGGCGUUUACCGAUCCACCUGGCGGCGGUUGAAGAUAAUGAAGCCUUCAUCUCGCUCCUGACCACACCCGAAGUAACCCUCCUUUCCAGAGCCGUGGGAGGACGACACGCGCUGCACUUCGCCGCAGGGUCAGGUUCGAUGAGCGUUGCCGCGGAGCUCCUCGUCCAGCACCCGGAUGCGAUUCAUGACGUCGACGACGACGGCUGGACCCCCCUGCACUGGGCGUGUCGCCGGGAUUUCGUGCCCAUGGUGAAACUGCUGCUUGAAAACGGGGCGGACAAACACCGCAGGACGAAUCGCGGUUGGCAGCCCAUCGAUGUUGCCGUGUAUCACGGCUUCCACGACAACAUCGUUGAGCUCGUUAGGGUCAGCCCAGAGACCCCGGAGAAGCCGCCGCCGCCGCUACAUAGCGAGCUGGCGGUCGAACAAGAGAGGUCGCCACCGAAUGCCGCUGCGUUGGCGAGGACGGGAGAGUACCUGUCGUAUCAUUGCGACAACUGCCUAUUGGACAUCUACGGGCCGCGAUACUGUUGUACGUGCCACGGCCUGGAUCUCUGCUUCAAGUGCUUCCGGCUCACGUGGAAACACCUUUUUACGGGCCAUCACUUUGAGUUGUUCGAUAUGCUCGGGGACAGAUUGUCGGCAACGGGAGAAGAGGACACGGAUGGACAUUGA
Molecule: messenger RNA, 5556 nt
Organism: Chaetomium globosum CBS 148.51
Lineage: Eukaryota; Fungi; Ascomycota; Sordariomycetes; Sordariales; Chaetomiaceae
Exons: 9
Coding region: 1-5556 (1851 amino acids)
Molecular function (GO): protein binding
Source: RefSeq, a predicted model, not a curated record